This is a messenger RNA of Maudiozyma saulgeensis, 399 nucleotides long. The record is from the annotation of a GenBank genome assembly. NCBI's taxonomy places the organism in Eukaryota, Fungi, Ascomycota, Saccharomycetes, Saccharomycetales, Saccharomycetaceae.
AUGUCGGUAAUUAUAAAUGGUGCGGAAGACAGAGUCUUUGGUGAAGGUCCCUUCAAAGCAUAUCCAAUGGUCGGUACAGGUGUCUAUUCUCGUUUCAAACAAUUACGAACACACAUUUCUCCAAAAUUAGUCGUUGUUGGCUGUUUAACAGCUGUGUCAAGUUUCAUUGUAUUUCUACUAGGUGUACAUAUUGUUAUUCAAUAUCGUACUAUUCGUUUAGAUAUGCGUUUUGAUAUGUUCAAGAAAUUGGUGUAUAUCGCAUUGAGUAUUUUUGCUAUCAUACAAGUGAUACGUUUGAUAGCGUGGAUAUUUGAUAAUUGGAGUCGUCCAGCUUUAAGAAGAACCUCAAAUACUGGCAGUAGAAGAAGCCACGGUUACAGUAGGCUAGCAACACAAUGA